AUGGCAUCAGGAUAUCUGACACCAACACACAUCAGCUGGCAGCCAUCACUCAAUGCAAGCGCGCACCAUACUGACAGAUAUGCCAACACCGAGUUGACCGUGAGGCGAGGACAGGCCUUCACUAUUACCCUGUACUUCAACAGACCAAAGCAGACUGGGGAGAGCCUAGCAUUUGUCACCGAAAUAGGACCAUCGCCCUCACUGUCCCAUCGUACAAAGGCCGCGUUUAACGUCUCCGAGGUGGGGGCGAGCGGCUGGAGUGCUGUGCAAGGGCACAGCGAGUCCGGCUACACCAACUUCACAAUAUCCAGCCCAGCCAAUGCUGCCAUUGGGCGGUACAACCUGAUCCUCCAGGUGACCUCGGGGAACAAGAUCUUCUCCAGAUUCCUGGGGCAGUUUGUGUUACUCUUCAACCCUUGGUGCCCAGGUGAUGAUGUCUACAUGGCUGAUGAAAAUGAGAGACAAGAAUACGUUCUAAAUGAAAAUGGAAUAAUCUUUGUGGGCAAUGCAAAGUACAUUGAAGCAAGAGGAUGGUAUUACGGACAGUUUCAAGAUCACCUUCUAAACAUCUGUCUCACUAUGCUUGAUCUGAGCCUGUACUAUCGUCAGGACCCAGCCAUCGAUGUAUCCCGAAGAGGAGAUCCUAAAUACGUGGGCCGAGUAAUCAGUUCUAUGAUCAAUGGAAAUGACAACGACAACGGAGUUCUCCUGGGGAAGUGGGAAGGAAGUUUCCAUUCCCAUGAGAACCCAUCCCGAUGGGACGGCAGCGUGGUCAUCCUUCAGAAAUGGCGCCAGGACAACUACAGGCCUGUUCAGUACGGCCAGUGCUGGGUUUUUGCAGGUGUGAUGUGUACAGUUCUGCGGUGCUUGGGGAUUCCAACUCGUUUGGUUUCCAAUUUUAACUCUGCCCAUGAUGUGGAUAGAAACCUGAGUAUUGAUAAGUACUAUGACAGCUCUGGAAAGAGUCUUAAUAUCGGCAAGGAUUCCACAUGGGAUUACCACGUCUGGAAUGAAAGCUGGUUCAUUCGUCCAGACCUGGGAACAUCAUACAAUGGAUGGCAGGUUUUAGACGCAACUCCACAAGAACAAAGCAGAGGAUUAUUUCAGUGUGGCCCUGCAUCUGUCACAGCUGUCAAAGAAGGUGACGUAGACUUGGAUUACGACACUUUAUUUGUGUACACGGAGGUGAAUGCCGAUUGCAACAGAUGGAUUGUAUAUAAUGAUGGAACCAAGAAAAGAGUUUAUUGUGAUACUGAAAUAAUUGGCAGGUUUAUCAGCACCAAAGCUGUGGGCAGCAAUUCUCGUAUGGAUGUCACCUAUAAUUACAAAUAUCCAGAAGGCUCUUCUGAGGAAAGACGAGUUUAUAAGAAGGCCUUGGCCAAAAUAUUUGGAUCAAACAUCACGGAGGGACACGCAGAAUCUCCAGGCGGGAGAUCUUCUGAGACAGUUAGAAACCCUGGGAUCUCUGGGAAAUUCAAGCUGGCUGAACCUCCAGUGUUUGGCAAAGACAUUACCCUAAUCUUAAUUCUCAAUAACCUGUCGUCUGACCACAAGACCGUGAAGGUGGACAUGAGUGCGUCGACCAUCCUGUACACAAGGAGAGCAGUGGCAGAGAUCCUGAAGGCAACCACUUCUGUGGAGCUUGGUUCUAAACAAGGAAAACAUAUCCGGUUAAAGAUCCCUUAUUCUUAUUAUGGAAAAUAUCUGACUACUGACAAAAGGAUCCAGGUUACUGCUUUGUGUGAAGUCAUGAACAUGCACGGGGUAAAGCUGCUGGUGGAGAAGACAAUCAUUUUAGAGGACACAAACAUCAUCAUUAAGAUUCCUCGGCGGGUGGUAGUGAACAAAGCUGUGACUCUGGAGAUCUCCUAUGCCAAUCCCCUCCCUGAACCUGUGAGCCGCUGCGUACUGCUGGUGACUUUGAUGAACCAACAGGUCAAGAUACAUCUGGCACAACUGGCACCGAGGGAGAGAUCAAAAAUUUAUUUUGAAUUCACACCUCGCAGGGCUGGUCCCUUACAGCUGCAAGUGGACUUCUCUUGUGACAAAUUCUCACACGUUAAGGGAUUUGUAACCAUUGCAGUAGCACCUGCGUAA
This is a messenger RNA of Mesitornis unicolor (brown roatelo), 2097 nucleotides long. Its product is annotated as protein-glutamine gamma-glutamyltransferase 6-like. The transcript has 13 exons. Bases 1 to 2097 code for a protein of 698 amino acids. Gene Ontology annotation, molecular function: protein-glutamine gamma-glutamyltransferase activity. Lineage: Eukaryota; Metazoa; Chordata; Aves; Mesitornithiformes; Mesitornithidae. Gene Ontology annotation, biological process: peptide cross-linking. The record is from RefSeq and is a predicted model, not a curated record.